AUGAAAGCGAGUCGGAAGGGCGACGACGAACGCGAAUCGAAAGCGAGAGAAGCGACGCCUGCGGUAUCCAAGAGGAAUCCGAACGAGUCGGGGAUCUGGGUUCCGACGAGCGGCUCUAGGUGGCUCCGGGUGCCACCGGGUGGCCGGUCUCGUCGAUGGGGAGACGACGGGGAUGAUCGAUGCCCCGCGAUCGGAGAUAUCCCGAGAUGGGACUCGGAGGAGGAGAAGGCCUCGCAGCUGAAGAAGGCCUCGCAGGCGAAGAGGAAACGAAGAGAUGAGCACGACGAGCGGCAGCGGGUCGGGGCUUCGACCCCCGUCCAAGAUCCCGACCAGCGUCGGUCCGGCACACGAUCUUCAGGAUUUCCAGAGUGA
Molecule: messenger RNA, 372 nt
Organism: Darwinula stevensoni
Lineage: Eukaryota; Metazoa; Arthropoda; Ostracoda; Podocopida; Darwinulidae
Source: the annotation of a GenBank genome assembly